Molecule: messenger RNA, 393 nt
Organism: Salvia splendens (bonfire salvia)
Lineage: Eukaryota; Viridiplantae; Streptophyta; Magnoliopsida; Lamiales; Lamiaceae
Product: zinc finger protein 2
Exons: 1
Coding region: 1-393 (130 amino acids)
Biological process (GO): negative regulation of abscisic acid-activated signaling pathway
Source: RefSeq, a predicted model, not a curated record
AUGAAUCACUAUGAGCCCAACACUUCCCUUAACAUAGGGCUAGGGUUGGACGCCCCGGUGGCAAACUCAUCCUCUCGUUCGCCGCUGUCGAGCCCGUUGCGAGUUUUCUCGUGCAACUACUGCAGGAGGAAGUUCUACAGCUCACAAGCUCUCGGAGGGCACCAAAAUGCCCACAAGUUGGAGAGAACCCUAGCCAAGAAGACCCGCGAGUUUAGCUCCGCUGUUCGACCACACUCUGGUCCCAUCCGGGUCAGCGAGCCGGUUUUCGAGAAGAGGGGUGUGAUUGCUUAUGGGUCUAGAGGGUAUAUCGACGACUGCGAGGGUCAGCAUGUUCAUGUUUGUGUUCGUGAUCAGGAUGAAAUUAGCCAGCUCGAUUUAUCUUUGAGGCUUUGA